UGAAAGAUAGGUAAGAAGAUUAGUAGGAAUUGAUUUUCAACGCCAUGUAGUCUCUCACAGGAAAGUUACAAAUUUAGUUGAUCAGAGAUACAUGGAUGCCAUGUUUUCUUGCCUUUUCUUUCUCAUAACCAUUCUCUCUUUAUUUGCAGGGAGAGGCAAUGCGGAGAAAGCGCAGGCGCUGUUUGUGUUUGGAGACUCUUAUGCCGACACAGGAAAUCAUGAUCCAUACAAUCAAAGCCUAAACCUGCCAUGGAGACGACCGUACGGUUUGACCUGGCCUGGCUAUCCUGCAGGCAGAUAUUCUUCUGGAAAAAUCCAGACAGAUUUUUGGGGGGAUAUCUUAGGGCUUCCUGUUCCCAUUCCUUACGAGCUGCUGAAAAGUCAUGAGUGCAAAGCAAUUGCGAAGAAGAUUACACGAGUGAAUUUUGCAGUGGGAGGCAGUGCAAUAUUUCAAGCCUACGGUUUCAUAACAGUAGCACAACAGGUGAAUCAGUUUAAGAAGCUGAUAGGAGGAAAACAGGGGUUUGAUUCUCACAAGCUCUCGCGGUGUGUAGUUCUUAUCUCUGUCGCUGGCAACGAUUACGCUGCAUUCCUUUCUAGAGGUUACGGCUCCAUUGAGGGACUGAUCGAUCUGGUGAAACCGGUGGUAAGCGGGAUAACAGAGACUGUAAAAGAUCUGUAUUUAUGCGGGCUUAGGAAUUUCGCGGUGAGUAAUAUGUUUAGAUUGGGGUGCCUGCCUCAGAUCGGCAGAACAUCCUGCGAUUCAACCUACGAUAACAUUCCAGCUCUUCAGAUGAGAUUACUGACAGAGGGCAUAGAAAGCCUGAGAUCGAAUUUCAAGGAUAUAUCGAUCAUAGUUUCAGAUUUGGCGUCUGCAACUAAUCAUAUUUUCUCCAAUCAUCGACAAUAUGGUUUGGUGGAUUUGUUCGUUCCUUGCUGUGCUGAGUAAGGUGGGGUUAAAAGGUGUGGAGAGGUGGACCAAGUAGGCAGGGCUUUAUUUGAAGUGUGUUCUAACGUAGAUGAAAAGUUCUACUGGGAUUCAGCCCAUCCAACACAGCGAGGAUGGCAUGCGAUAAUGUCGCUGUACAGUAAUGGAGUGAAAGGGGAGAAUAAAACAAUGACUUUUAUAGAGGGGGCACCAAAUGUUAUUGCGUGGCUACAGUCAAUUGGAUUCGUUGCUUGCAAUGUCUCCUCCUAAGCAAAACCACCCAAUGUUACUACCUAAAUAAACUUUUCUCGGCAUUUCUUGAUUCAAUCAAUGGUUUUCUAACGAAGCUAGAAUUUUCCGAGAGCUGAAAUUAUAAAUCAGAUUGUUUUGACCUCUAUCUUUUUUCAUCCAAAAGAGGAUUAUCAGUGUCAUUUCAUUGAUUUGGACCUUUU
Cryptomeria japonica (Japanese cedar) is the source of this 1380-nucleotide messenger RNA. RefSeq names its product GDSL esterase/lipase At5g03610. The transcript has 5 exons. Lineage: Eukaryota; Viridiplantae; Streptophyta; Pinopsida; Cupressales; Cupressaceae. Gene Ontology annotation, molecular function: hydrolase activity, acting on ester bonds. The coding region runs from base 92 to 949 and encodes 285 amino acids. The record is from RefSeq and is a predicted model, not a curated record.